Molecule: messenger RNA, 1782 nt
Organism: Diutina rugosa
Lineage: Eukaryota; Fungi; Ascomycota; Pichiomycetes; Serinales; Debaryomycetaceae
Exons: 1
Coding region: 1-1782 (593 amino acids)
Biological process (GO): protein phosphorylation
Molecular function (GO): ATP binding; protein kinase activity
Source: RefSeq, a predicted model, not a curated record
AUGUUUGAGUCGUCCCCCGCCAAAGCAGUGGUCACUGCGGAAACGGUGGAGUCGCUACCGCCCCGCUUCGCCAUCGACAUGUACCCCGGCCUCCCUGACCGCUACCGCCUCGAGCUGGUGAUCGGCGAAGGCGCUUUUUCCUCCGUCUACCGCGCCGUCGACACCGAAACCGACGCCACCGUCGCCAUCAAAAUCAUCAACAAGGUCAACAUGCUGGCCAAACAGCUCAAAAACAUCCGCAACGAAGUGGAAAUCAUGCAAGAAUUGCCCCCGCACCCCAACACCCUCAAGUUGAUCGACACCAUCACUACCAUCACCCACACCUACCUCGUGCUAGAAUACAGCGACGGCGGCGAAAUUUUUAAUAAGAUCAUUGAGUAUACUUAUUUCUCGGAGCCGUUGUGUCGUCACGUGUUCGCCCAGCUUCUCUCGGCGGUGGACCAUUUGCACCGCCAUGACGUUGUCCAUCGCGAUAUCAAACCCGAAAACUUGUUGUUCUCCCGGAUCCCGUUUUUCCCUCGGGAUCACGACGAGUUCAAAAAGCUGUUGCGCUCGCUGGACGACGAGCUGAAGAAGGAUGAAGGUGAGUUCCGGCCUGGUGUCGGCGGCGCCACCAUCGGUACAAUCAAGUUGGCCGACUAUGGUCUUGCCAAGCGGUUGGUGGUGAAAGGAUCCAACCACCCGAUGAAAACCCCUUGUGGCACUGCUGGUUACACUGCUCCUGAGGUGAUCAACGUUAAUCAGCCGCGCAACUCCUCCGAGGCCGACUCCUACUCUAAGCUGGUCGACGUGUGGUCGCUUGGCUGUUUCUUGUACACUAUUUUGUGUGGGUUUCCUCCCUUCUACGACGAGGAUCACGCGCAAUUAUCGCAGCGCAUUUUGCGAGGUGAUUUUGUGUUCUUAACCCCUUGGUGGGACGAGAUCAGCGAUGAAGUCAAGGAUUUGAUUACCCAAAUGUUGACCAUCGACCCCGAUCGCAGAAUCACUAUAGACGAGAUCUGGCAACACUCAUGGAUGCGUGGUGCAACCCGCGUCAGCACCGAUGCUGACGACGCCGAGUCGUCUGUUGACUACUUUGGAGCCAGUACCACCCCACCGACGCUGGCGCGCACUCCUGGUGUUCACGACCCGCAACGUGAGUUACGCGUUAAACAAUUGUUGACGCCUCAUCGACUGAUGGCUCCUCUCAAAUCGCCCGCUGCCCACGCCAUCAAACUGGUGUUUGAUAACCCGGCCAUGGCCAACCCCAACCACGUUCGAUUUAUCGAAACCAUUACUGAAGGGGUUGAAACCAGACUGCGUGGGGCUCUGAUCAACCUGUCGAUUGAUCCGUUAGCGGUGCCUGAACGGCGUCGUUGUCUGGUGAGACUGCCAUUUCCUGAUAAGCUCAAAUCGUUGGCAGGAUUCAACGAAGUGUUCUAUGGCGAGAUGAACGACGACGAUAGCGAUGAAGAUGAGGAUGAUGACGACGAGGCUGAUGACAGUGACAACGAAGAAGGAGAUAAGUUGACCACGUUAGCUGAGCUCAAUUUGGGGCCUCGUCUACAAUCUAGAGUCACGCUUACGACAGAAGACGAAGACGAAUUUCUGUUGGACUCCAAUCUGGAUAGUCAAACGAGGCUGUCGCUGAUUAUUCUGGGAAUCGCAGGCGAUUUCAAGUUCACAUUGAAUCUUAAUGACUCCAAUCUUCUUACCCGCCGGCGGUCGCUGACAAUGAAGAAGUGUCACGACAUGGCGCCCGGCGUGGUUCCCGAGAUGGUGUCAAAGACAGUCUCUCAUUAA